Messenger RNA from Durio zibethinus, 1056 nucleotides. RefSeq names its product Galactose mutarotase-like superfamily protein. Gene Ontology annotation, molecular function: carbohydrate binding; aldose 1-epimerase activity. Gene Ontology annotation, biological process: glucose metabolic process; beta-D-galactose catabolic process via UDP-galactose, Leloir pathway. The record is from RefSeq and is a predicted model, not a curated record. NCBI's taxonomy places the organism in Eukaryota, Viridiplantae, Streptophyta, Magnoliopsida, Malvales, Malvaceae.
AUGUUCAAGAUAUGUUUCCUCUCUGGGUUUCUUUUGCUUGCUUUGUUGUGUAUGUGUGAAGCACAGGAAGUUAAGGUGUACGAACUGAAGAGGGGAGAUUUUUCUGCUAAGUUCACCAACUAUGGUGCAAUUAUGCUCUCUCUUAUUCUCCCUGAUAAAACUGGGAAAUUGGAUGAUGUUGUUCUCGGAUAUGACUCACUCAAUGAUUACAAGAAUGAUACAACCUAUUUUGGGGCCAUUGUAGGCCGAGUAGCUAACAGAAUUGGAGGGGCUAAUUUUACCUUAAAUGGUGUCGUUUAUAAAGUAGUGGCUAAUGAUGGCAAAAACUCACUUCAUGGUGGCAGAAAGGGAUUUGGAGAUGUUAUCUGGACUGUAAAAAAUUACAGAAAAGAUAGCCAUAUCACAUUUACUUAUGAUAGUUUUGAUGGUGAGCAAGGUUUUCCUGGAAAUCUUUCAGUGUCAGUGACAUAUAUGAUCAUAGGUACUAAUAAGCUAGGCGUAAAAAUGGUGGCCAAGCCUCUCAACAAGGCUACCCCAGUGAAUUUAGCUCUUCACACCUACUGGAACCUUGGUGGCCACAGCAGUGGUGACAUCCUGUCACACACUCUCCAGCUCUUUGGCUCUAGCAUCACCCCAGUGGAUGAUGAACUAAUCCCAACCGGCAAAAUCGUUCCUGUUAAAGGAACUCCAUAUGAUUUUCUCCAACCACGUGAGAUUGGCGGCAAGUUCAACCAGUUGCCUAAUGGAUAUGAUAUAAACUAUGUACUUGACAAAUCGAGUCCAAAACACCUGAGGAAGGUAGCCGUUGUGCAGGAAAGCAAGUCUGGAAGAAAAAUGGAGCUGUGGACUAAUAUGCCAGGGGUUCAGUUUUAUACAAGUAACAUGUUGAAGAGUGAGAAGGGGAAAGAUGGAUUCGUUUAUUCAAUUCAUGCAGGACUUUGCUUUGAGACUCAAGGGUUCCCCGAUGCAGUGAAUAACCCGAAUUUUCCUUCUCAGAUUGUAAACCAUGGAGAUACUUACAAGCAUUUUAUGGUUUACAGGUUCACUGCCCAUUAG